Oryza brachyantha (malo sina) is the source of this 1074-nucleotide messenger RNA. RefSeq names its product dirigent protein 15-like. The record is from RefSeq and is a predicted model, not a curated record. The transcript has a single exon. NCBI's taxonomy places the organism in Eukaryota, Viridiplantae, Streptophyta, Magnoliopsida, Poales, Poaceae. The coding region runs from base 61 to 675 and encodes 204 amino acids.
AUUUAUUUCCAUAGAUACCCAAAUGGUAUUCCCUUCUUUGGCUAUAAAAAUGGAGACAAAAUGCUGCAUCAAAUCCACUUCCAAAUUCGAGAUCCAAAAAAAAAAAAACCUAAAAGGAAGAACACCAUGAGAGCCCCAUCCCUGUUCUUCCUUGCCACCCUGCUUGUCCACAUCUCUGUGCAAUGCAAUGCUACCGAUUCCCAGUUGGGGUCAGAGAAGGUCACGAAUCUCCACUUCUACCUGCACGACACCCUCGGCGGGAAGGACCCGACCGCCGUCCCCGUCGCGCGCGGGGACGGCGCCACGCCCGGCCCCGGCAACCCGGCGCCCUUCAGCUCGGUGUACGUCGCCGACGACGUGCUCACGGAGGGGCCCGAGCGGCAGUCCAGGGUGGUGGGGAACGCGCAGGGGCUGUACGUCUCCUCCGGGAAGGGCGAGCUCUCGCUCGUGCUCGGCAUGGACUUCGAGCUCACGGAUGGCCCCUUCGGUGGCAGCUCCUUCGUCGUGUUCUCGCGGAACCCGGUCUCGCGCGGCGAUGGCAGGGAGCUCGCCGUCGUCGGUGGCCGCGGCGUGUUCAGGAUGGCGCGGGGGUUUGCGCUGCUCCGGACGCAUUAUUUGGACACCGGGAACGGCGAUGCGAUCAUAGAGUAUAAUGUGACUCUCCUGCACUAUUGAGCUAUUUUAAAAAUUAAUGAAAAUUUGCAACCGUGCCGUUAUAAUUUUGCAAACUUAGAAAUAUGCCACUGGUUUCUCAAUGACAUGUAUGACCCACAUGAGUCAAUGACACGUGGGCCAGGAUGGCGUAUCUACGAUUUCACAAAAUUAUAAUGGCAUCUUUGCAAUUUUCCUAAUAAUUUAAUUUAAUUUAUGCCUGUGCUGCUUUUGUUUGGAGAAAAAAAUAAACUCAAUGUACGGUUGAGGUUGGUAUGGUUCUUUUUUCCAUUUAUUUUGUUUUGUUUGCUCCUCAGGAGAAGGAUGUAUGAUGAAAUUCAGAGAAGCAUAUUUUGUUGGGGAAAUCAAGCAAUUGCAUUGCUCAGCUUUAUAAUAGCAAUUGUUAACAUUGACCGAACUUAA